AUUAUCCGCCAUCCGCUGUGACARAGCAGUCAGGGAGGUUCAGCCAUGCCCGAGCCGGCCAAGUCCGCCCCCGCGCCCAAGAAGGGCUCYAAGAAGGCGGUCACCAAGACGCAGAAAAAGGGUGACAAGAAGCGCAAGAAGAGCCGCAAGGAGAGCUACUCCAUCUACGUGUACAAGGUGCUGAAGCAGGUGCACCCUGACACGGGCAUCUCGUCCAAGGCCAUGGGCAUCAUGAACUCCUUCGUCAACGAC
This is a messenger RNA of Malurus melanocephalus (red-backed fairy wren), 252 nucleotides long. RefSeq names its product histone H2B 1/2/3/4/6-like. The transcript has a single exon. The annotation marks the transcript as partial. Gene Ontology annotation, cellular component: nucleosome. Gene Ontology annotation, molecular function: DNA binding; protein heterodimerization activity; structural constituent of chromatin. Lineage: Eukaryota; Metazoa; Chordata; Aves; Passeriformes; Maluridae. The record is from RefSeq and is a predicted model, not a curated record.